Messenger RNA from Salvia miltiorrhiza (redroot sage), 1539 nucleotides. RefSeq names its product UDP-glucose iridoid glucosyltransferase-like. The record is from RefSeq and is a predicted model, not a curated record. The transcript is spliced from 2 exons. NCBI's taxonomy places the organism in Eukaryota, Viridiplantae, Streptophyta, Magnoliopsida, Lamiales, Lamiaceae. Gene Ontology annotation, molecular function: UDP-glycosyltransferase activity. The coding region runs from base 28 to 1368 and encodes 446 amino acids.
UUCAUCUUCAUCUUCAUCCCUCCACACAUGGCGCCACUAAAACGACGCGUUGUGCUCGUCCCCUACCCUUUCCAGGGCCACCUCACCCCGAUGCUCCAGCUCGCCGCCCUUCUCCACCGACGCGGCUUCUCCAUCACGGUGGCGCACACGCGCUUCAACUCCCCCACCACCUCAAACUAUCCACAGUUUGCAUUCGCCGCCUUGUCGGACGGCCUAGAAGGCCGCGACAUGUCCUUCUACAACGCGCUCAACGUUAUCUCCGAGAUGAACGCCAACUGCCAAGCCUCGUUUCGUGAACACUUGCUGCACGUGCUGGAGGAGGAAGGGGAGGAGCUAGUGUGUGUCAUAUACGAUAAUAUCAUGAAGUUCGUCGACGUCGUCGCCGACAGCCUCAAUCUCCCCACCAUCGUGCUCAGAACCACCGCCGCCGCCUUCAUGCACUCGCACCUCGCCCUCUUUGACCUCGCCGCCCACAAACGCAUUCCUUUGCCAGAGUGUGAACUGGAGCUUCCCGUUCCGAAUCUGCAUCCGCUGAGGUACAAUGACCUCCCUCUCCACCCAACACGGGAAAUCCCAGAAUCUGUGCAAGAAUUUCUGGAAAGCUACAUGAACAUAAGAUCGUCUGCAGCUGUGAUCUGGAACACUGUGGAAGCACUCGAUGAAUGGCCGUUGCAGCAGCUCCAGCGACAAUGGCCCGUCCCCUUCUUCACCAUAGGCCCUCUCCACAAGAUGGCCCCACCUCUGCCCACGAGCCUGAUCGAGGAGGACACGAUGUGCCUCUCGUGGCUCGACAAACGAGCUCCCGGCUCAGUGAUCUACGUGAGCCUGGGCAGCAUGGCGAUCAUCGACGAGGACGAGCUGUGCGAGAUGGCGCGGGGGCUGGCCAGGAGCGAGCAGCCCUUCCUGUGGGUGGUGCGCACCUCUCUGUUGAACGGCUCGGACGCGAUCGCGUCUCUGCCGGGGGAUUUCGGCGACGUGGUUCGCGGGAGGGGGCUGGUGGUGGAGUGGGCCCCACAGAGGAAGGUCCUGGAACACCCCGCCGUGGGGGGAUUCUUCACGCACUGUGGUUGGAACUCGACUCUCGAGAGCCUAUGCGAGGGCGUCCCCAUGAUUUGUAGGCCGUGCUUCGCGGACCAGUUGGUCAACGCGAGGUACCUGACCCACGUGUGGGGGGUCGGGGUCGAGCUUGGGAGCGUCGUCGAGAAGGGCGUGGAGGAGGCCGUGAGGAUGCUCAUGAAAAGCGACUGCGGGAGGGAGAUGAGAGAGAGAGCGGCGGGGAUGAAACUCGAGAUCGAGCGCUGCAUGGGACGAGGGGGCUCGUCCUCGGAGUCGCUCGAUCACUUGCUAGAGUUUGUUGACUCGUUGUAAGGGGAGUGAAUUCGAGACCUCUCUUCAAAUAUUGUUUUUAACUUUUGAUAGUUCGUUGCAUAAAUUAUAUUUUAAACUUCAUUCAAUUAAACUUAUUACGUGCUACAUAGAAAGCAAAUGUAGUAAAUCUCUAUAAUGAACAAGAUACAUUACAUUGAUCAUGUCACAAUA